AUGGUUCGCUUCCAGGUCACUCGCAAGAAAAAGGAUGAACUGUAUGGCAAGAAAGCCGAACUGAAGACGUUCUAUGAGAAUCUGGUCGAUACCGACAAUGGACCCAAAUGGGUCGAGUGGGCACCUCCGGCUUUUCCACAGCAGAAGCGCACCAAAUGGGAAGGGUAUGCGAUCCAGGAGUACAUGACUUGCGACAAUUGGGGCGAUCCAUCACGGGCACAAAGUUUCAGCCGUGCUCAUAUUCGCAUCCUCUCGCCUCCCCUGCGCCUUAUUCUAGAGCCUCUCUUGGAGCCACAUGGCAUCUCGUUCAGCGAGAGCGAAAAUAUGAUCAAUAUACCCGCUCCUCUGCAGUGUCUGUAUUACGAACGGCAUAAGAUCCAAGAGCUGUACGAGGAGGCCGAGCCCCAAACCAAGGAACAUCUCGCAGUUCUGCUGAAUCUGAUGAGGGAUGAGCUGGGCAAGACGAUCGAGGAAACCGAACGACUCGAUGCCCAGAAUCAAAUCACCUACCCUCUUCUCUGGACCCUCUUCCCCGCGGGCACUCUGGUCUUGCAGCGCACUCCCGAAGGAGAACACAUCUAUCAAGGCUACCGAGCGACCUCUGCGUUUGACGGAGAUGGAGGGACGCGUGCUUUUUCGGUCUCAUGCGAAUACAUUCGCUUCGAUGGAGUCUGCUAUGGAACUGUGCGCAAGUCAUUGGAGAUUCCAUACUUCACUGAUGAGCGAGACAUCACGUCUCUACCCGUCUUUCCGCUGGAUCGAUUACAAGAUCAGGAGGGCACGAAGCAGAGAAUGAUCGAACGUGGUACACGCGUCCUGGAAUUUCAAGACCACCACUACAUGCGAUACCUCAGUCGCGCACCCGAAUAUGGGACGGGAUCGGGUGGUUCAUUGCACAAUCUCGGCAGUGUAUGGGAUAAGCAGGGCGAUAUGAGAAUCAUGAUCGACUUCCAGCUGUCUCGAAGACGAGGCAUGACGCAGAAAGUCAGUGUCCUGCCGGGAUACUACACGCAUGGGUCCACAGACCGAGAGGAGAACCAGAGGGCAAUGGCUCGGCGCCAGCGAGUCAACUUGCUGAGUCGCCGUUUCUCCUUCACCGAGGCCGAGGACAAGGAGACGGAGGAUCGUCGAGCGAUACAGGACUUUAGACGCCUGACGCUCGACGAACAGAGCCGUAAUCGGAAAAUCGUGUCGAAGAGCGACGAGAACUUGCUGAUACUCGAUCCGUACCUGGACGGAUUUUCUCUCGCCAGCAAGGCGUGGAAAUCGUUCAACAUCGAACGUGUGCAAGACCUGGACCUCAAUGACGACGCGUUCAACUUCCUGGUGCAUUCCGAGGGCAACAAGAGUCUGGUCUGCGCUCUGGUCGACGAUCAUGCCGAACACUCAUCUUCACUGAUGCAGGAUGUCAUUGCAGGAAAGGGACAAGGCUUGCUCAUCCUGCUCAGUGGCAGCCCCGGAACAGGGAAGACAUUGAUGGCCGAAGCGAUUGCCGACAAAACCAAGAGACCCUUGUACUAUGUAGAUUCUCGCGACCUGGGUGCAGUGGACAUGAUCGAAUCCUCCCUGAGCGAAAAGAUGGCCGACGUGGCCGCGUGGAAUGCCAUUUUACUGUUAGACGAAGCCGACGUCUACCUCCAGAAACGAUCCGUCGACUCCCUGGACCGCAACAAACUCGUUGCAGUCUUCCUGCGCCUGUUGGAGUACUACAAAGGCAUCAUGUUCCUCACUACCAACCUGUGGCAAACCAUUGACGAAGCCAUUGAAUCGCGCAUCCAGGUUCACUUGAAAUUCCCCGUUCUCGACCACGAUGCUCGCUCGCAAAUUUGGCAGAAUUUCUUACAGAAGCAGAAUCCCGGCGGCAACAACAGCAACAGCAACGGCAACGGUAACGGUAACGGUAACGGUAAUGGCAACGGUAACAGCAACAGCAACAGCAACAGCAACCGCAACAGCAACGGCAACACUAACACCAACACCAACACCAACACCAACACCAACAACACCAACAACAACACCACAAUGAUAAACCUCCCAUCCAACGCAGACAUCACAUCCCUAGGAGAAUGGGUCAUCAACGGUCGACAAAUCGGCAACGUGCUAAAAAUCGCCCUUGCAUGGAGUAGACAAAAGGAGAAAGCAAUUGACUUGGAGAUGCUCGAGCAGAUUAUUCCCGCUUCUUGCCCCAAAGCGUAUAAAGAGCCUCGGUGGACCGAGGAGGCAAGACUGGGAGCUGCAGCAGCAGCAAACAAUAACAACGGAGAGGGGGGGAAGGAGGGUUGUAGGAGAAAAGACGACAUGACGAAUGGGAAUUUUGCGGGUCAUGGAGAUGAUAUGAAUGAUCUUUUGAUUUGA
This is a messenger RNA of Sphaerulina musiva SO2202, 2355 nucleotides long. Its product is annotated as P-loop containing nucleoside triphosphate hydrolase protein. The coding region runs from base 1 to 2355 and encodes 784 amino acids. The transcript is spliced from 3 exons. Gene Ontology annotation, molecular function: ATP binding; ATP hydrolysis activity. Lineage: Eukaryota; Fungi; Ascomycota; Dothideomycetes; Mycosphaerellales; Mycosphaerellaceae. The record is from RefSeq and is a predicted model, not a curated record.